GUUGAUUUAUUUGCCUAGUGGUCAAGUUUGAUGACUCCCAAACGUUAAAAUCCCUUAGUACCGGUAAUGGCAGGUGAUGGAUAGUGUUUGGAAAUGCUGUCUUUUACCGGUUUCAUGCCACAAAUAUAUAUAAUAAGGCACUAGAAAAAUCAAAUCAAUCAACUAAAGUAAUGUAACACCCUCACAAGCAUGUAGAACUCAACUGCAUUUACCACUUCUAUGAAAAUGUUGAAACACCAUAACAGGAAAAGACCAGUGAUAAUUUAGGGUUCAUCUACGUCUAUACUUUCCAUUUUAAUCUUUGACAGUGCCGGAGGUAUAUGUCACUUGGCAGCCCGGGCGCCUGUCAAUAGUGGUUACCAUGGUGAUGGCGUCCCCGGCUCAGGGCCACGGAUGCCUCACUCACGAGCUCUUCCCAAAUUCAUUCUAUAACCGCGUAUUAAGACUGCUAUGGAAGAAGCAAGGAACGAAAUCGAGUUUAAUUCAUGAACGUGUGAGAAAAGACACCAUAGUUACUACAUAAGUGAGAAAAAGGGCCCCACCUUUACACCUUACGGCCACAAUACCUCGAAGUCUGAUGUUACUGAAAAGAUCAUGAUAGAAUAAGCGAUUUGAGAAAGCUGCGUGCCGUCCUAAUCCUCCUCAACUAACAGGAUAAUAAAGUCUGCAGUAUCUCGUGUCAGAAGUGUCCAACGUCGGUGCAGUCCUCAAGAUUUCAAUAAUUCGCCACAGAAGAGAUCGAGGCCAUCUUCUAACGCCCCUCCCUCGUGAUUCAGCGGCUACAGAAAGUCAAUACUUCCCUAAACGACACUUUCCUUCAGGUUGAGUGCCCGCAGAGUCACUUAAUCCUCCUCCUCCUCUUCCUCAGUGCUCAAUUCCACCCAAUAGGCCUUCCUCGUCUCCGUCCUUCGCCUCCACUUCGAUGUUUAUCCCCAGUGAACUUCUUCCACCUUUUCUAGCUUCCCCUCCACUUUCCCUUAAACAGCUACAAAAUCACAUGAAGCACAACUAGAAGGGGUGAAAAAUGAUCCUCACUAAAUAUUUUUCCUCGAACGGUCUCUGAACAAAAUAUUUUCAGGCCUCAAAACUAUAAAUCACCGCGGAAUCACAACAAACAGAAGACAGAAGGGCUAUAAAGUAAAGAAAUCCUCUUAUAUUAUCGUCUUCAGCCAGUUAAUUAGUUGCUUCCGUGAUCCAACAACCCCCUGCAGGCCUCAACAUGGCUCUGCUAGCUCGGGAACGGAGAAUAUCCCGCUCAGCUUUCACCAGGGACUAUUACCGGCCCAGCCCCGCCCUUGUCACCUCCUCCGCCGCCGCCUCCUCCAUCACCGGGAAGCAUGAGCGGCCCCCAGCCCCUGCAGUACCCCCAAGACGCCCAGGAGAGGUUAGUGGGGAAGCAUGGGUGCCGCCGCCGCCCAUCAACCCAAGUGUGUGGCGCGCCUCACACGCUGCACGCCUUCACCACGCCCACGCCUGCUCGUCCACGGCCCAGCGCACCAGGGAGGAGAACAAGCGUGUGUGCGAGGAGACGGAGCGAUUGACAGCAAGCCAUCGCAGCGAGGUUGAGCGUCGCCUCGAAGACAGGAUCGGUGAUGUCACGUUCUGGAGGGAAGAAAUGUCCUCCCGCCACGCCGAGCUGGACCAAGACACCGCCAAGCUGAAGGUGCUGCGGGAGAGGCUGCGGAAGGCUCACCACCUGUACCUGGAGCCCCUUGAAGUGGCCCUCAAGUGCAUCGAUAUAAGGCGUGAGCGCAUUGGGGUAGAGGAGGUGGAGGACGAGGUGGCCACGGCGCUGCGGCAGGAGGUGGAGGAGCUGGGCAGGUGUCGCGCCGCCCUCGCUGAUGGCCUGACGGACACCGAGCAUCAGCUUCGCCGCGUCCUCGCCUGCCGCCACCACCUCCAACAAGACCUGAUGGACAAGGACGCCGCCCUCAAGGUAGAGAAGAGCACGGCGAGACUCACACCCACGGCCCCGCCCACCACCAUCAUCCCGGCUCAGAAGAUCGAUCCCAGUCCCGUGUCGGUGGAAGGCUGGAAAGGGACGGGCGAGAAGUUGCUGUCGAGGGCUGACCAAGAACACCAGCUGGCAGAACAGGUUCUGGACGCUGCUGAAGACCUGCUGGUGGCCACGUCGCGUCACCUACGGCAGCGCCUGGAACACACGGACCACUGCCUCAGGGAACGCAUCGCGGACACUCGACGAGCCAAGACCCUGCUGGAGGAGGAGCACGCGAAGGUGGUUGAGGAGGAGAGGCAGUUGGAGCAGAGUCUGACGGAGGUGGAGGACCAACUGGAGGCCAAGAGGGGUCCACUCGCACUCGUCCAGACGCGCCUGUUCACCCGCGCCCGAAGACCCAACAUGGAAAGGACCCGGGACGAGGUGGAGGACGCAUUAUUACGUGAGGUUGAGGAGCUGGAGCUAACUAUCUCCCGCCUCUCCUCCGCCGCUGACAUCUCCCGCACGGAGCUGCAGAAUCUGAGGUCUGCUAAAGUCAGCCUGGAGCAUGACAUCAACCUGAAGGCAAAGACGCUUCUGCUAGACGAAGUGAAGAUCGUUGGUCUUCGAAGUGCUGUUACCAUUGAUACACAUUGAUGGAGAUGCUACAAGGAGGAAGCUCACGAAGAAAUGGACAUGCUAACGGACCCUUUACACCGAAUCUGAAACCUUGGACAUACAGUUGCAAAAAAAAAUCACCGUCCAAAAGAGAGACCGCAGGAGUGGUUUGGUCGACUGGCAGCGGCAACAGCAGACUCGCUCCAGAUAGUCACCAUAGCAACGUAGUGGUAGUGAUGACUAAGUAAUGUGAUACGUAACCAGACAACGCCCAGGAACUCUCAAGCAUUGCACAACCACCACGAAACCGAUUAAUUUGGCUUAUAAUCGAGAGGUCCCAGGCUCGAUUACCAGUGCUGCCAGUGUGAGAGAUAGAUCCCGUGACCUGUGACAUGCUGCCCUCACGCUCGAGUGGUUUGGUGGUGGUGCUGCUGCUGGCAACUCUGUUCAGCACAGGUGCCGCACUCCGCUGCUACAUCGGGACGGAGACUAACGCCGCCAUCGAUUGCAUAGGAUCAUGCCUCAAGACCUCCAUGAUAGACGACGAGGACUGGGUGAUGCGUUCGUGCUGGCCAUCGAGGAAGGACGACCGCUGCGAUGUGACCAGCAUGGUUGUGCAGACGGAGUCGUGCUACUGCAAUACUGACUACUGCAACGCCUCCUCUCCCUCCUCUCUCCCGUCACUACUCCUCCUCGCACCCAUCAUCCUUUCCUUCCUCCUUCGCCAUGUCUACUAGCUACAAUGUUAUGCCUUCUUCCGUCUUCUUUCCCUUUACUGUUGCAACUUUUUCUCUCUCCCUCAUAACUUCCCCUCCCGUCCUAAAUCCUGGUACCAAUCCUCUUCUCUUUCCUCCUCUUUCACGUCUGUUGGCUAUAAUGUAAUGCCUUCUUCUGUCUUCUCCCUUUGCUAUUACUACUGCUAAAGCUCGUUCCCUUCAAUCAUGUCUACUGUCUACUUCCUACUACUACUAUUACCACUACUACUUCCUUUUACCACCUCCCUUCCUUCCCCUCCUCUCUUUCCUACCCUCUAGUUACAUCACUACUCCUUAUGCUUCCUUCAACUGUUCGUCCAUCUAUUUGGUAACCCUCUUGUACGUCUGUCUCGCUUCUUAUCUCGUUCUUAUCUCUGCAUCCGUUUAUUUUAUUUUCCUGAAGUUCUGAUACGUUUCUCACACAACAAUAUAUUCAAGAGUUUGUAGUGUUUAAGGAGGAGUAAUUUUCCUUUUUGUGCAUUAGACAUUUUUUUAUACUACCAAUUAUACUGCAUGAAAAAUAAAAGUAAAAAGAAAAAAAAAGGU
This is a messenger RNA of Eriocheir sinensis (Chinese mitten crab), 3855 nucleotides long. Its product is annotated as tektin-1-like. Gene Ontology annotation, biological process: cilium movement involved in cell motility; cilium assembly. The record is from RefSeq and is a predicted model, not a curated record. The coding region runs from base 1220 to 2593 and encodes 457 amino acids. The transcript has 12 exons. Lineage: Eukaryota; Metazoa; Arthropoda; Malacostraca; Decapoda; Varunidae. Gene Ontology annotation, cellular component: microtubule cytoskeleton; nucleus.